GUCCGAACAGGUCCAGCGAGGACAACAGCGCGACAAACACCACCACACCCUGCUCCAACUCCAAUUGACAGCAGCAGCGAGGCAACAACCCCUUCAGCCCCAGUGGACGAGAUGCCGAAGCGCCAGCGGAAUGCAGAGUACAAGGUCGUCCUGGAGACGGGCGACGUCCACAUUGUCACAAAAGAAGUGACGACGGGGCUGGACCUUGUGAAAGAAGUGACACACUCCAUGGGCAUCACUGCACACUUUGCCAGCUUGUUUGGCCUGUUUCGAAAGAUGUCCGUGGACACGCCAAACGAGUGGGUGUACCUCAACCGCCCGCUCUCCCCCUGCACCGUCCACGCCGCCCAGACGCUGCGCCUCUUCCUCAGGAUGCGGUGCAAACCAGACGACGUGCGGCAGCUGUGCGAGCGCGACCCAACAGCCGCCAUCUACUUGCAGAACCAAAUUGCACGCCAGAUCUCGACGGGCGGUGUCCCCGUCAACGACGUGCAGCUCGGAGCCAACAUCUGCGCACUGCAGAUUGUGCUGCAUCUGAUUGAGGACUACCACCGCCGUCACGUGCGCUGCUCAUCCGUUCGCGCAGCAGACAUGCUCUCAUACUUCAAGUGCGAUGACAUGUUUGUGGUGCUACUGCCGGUGAUCGUGCUGCUGCUGCUGGUGGUGGUGUGUCUUCACACCGUGGCUCAACGUCUUCUCCAGCAGCAGCAGCAGCUGGCGUUGUACAGUGGUGAUCUGCAGGCAUGA
Messenger RNA from Salpingoeca rosetta, 747 nucleotides. RefSeq lists its product as uncharacterized. The record is from RefSeq and is a predicted model, not a curated record. Bases 112 to 747 code for a protein of 211 amino acids. The transcript is spliced from 8 exons. Gene Ontology annotation, cellular component: cytoskeleton. Lineage: Eukaryota; Choanoflagellata; Craspedida; Salpingoecidae.